AUGGACGGACCGGGUGAAAUAAUAACAAUCUUCAUAGGCCAAGCUGGCACGCAACUGGCGAGCGCCUGUUGGGAGUUAUUUUGCUUGGAACACGGUGUAACGCCAGCGGGAUGUCUUCGUCAAGGAUAUUACCCCGUGGACACCUCCAUGUGCACUUUCUUCGCGGAGACACAAAUAAGAAAGAUGACUCCACGCACGUUGAUCGUCGAUCUAGAGCCCACGGCGAUCGACGAGAUUAGAUGCGGUGCCUACAAGAAACUCUUCAACCCGCAAUCGUUGAUCUCCGGAAAGGAAGAUGCGUCGAACAACUACGCGAGAGGCUACUAUUCCCUCGGUAGAGAGGCGAUCGAUCUCGUAUUAAAUCGCGUUUGUAGAAUAUGGGAGACUUGCUCCAAGCCAGCUGGUUUCAUCGUUUUCAGGUCUCUGAGCGGUGGUACCGGAAGUGGGUUCGCCACGCUGCUACUACAAAAUCUGAACCGCGAUUACCCGAAGCAGAUCACCUUAGAUUUUGUCCUCUACCCAUCUCCUAAUAUCUCCACCGUUAUCGUGGAACCUUACAACGCAGUUUUUACUACUCAUGGUACUCUGGAGCACGUGGACUGUUGUUUUCUCUUCGACAACGAAGCUUUGUAUAAUAUCUGUUCCAGGAAUUUGGACGUGGACGAUCCAACUUAUACGAACUUAAAUCGAAUGGAGGCUCAAGUGGUCUCUAGCGUGACUGCCUCGAUGAGAUUCGAAGGCGCUGUGAACCUCAGUCUUAAUGAAUUGCAAACUAAUCUGGUACCAUAUCCUAGGAUUCACUUCUGUCUAGCCACUUACGCACCUUUGGUCUCUCCUAGGAGAGCUAUGCACUCAGAGAUCACCACUCGACAAAUUACCUACGACUGUUUCGAGCCUGCUAACCAGAUGGUGACGUGUGAUCCACGAACCGGCGCAUACACGAGUUGCUGCUUGCUGUAUCGCGGAGACGUAAGUCCAAACGACGUGAACAGGACAAUAGCGUCGCUGAAGGGGAAGAAGUCUAUACGUUUCGUCACUUGGAGUCCAACUGGGUUCAAGGUAGGGAUUAACUAUCAGCCUACUACGACGGUGCCUGGAGGAGAUUUAGCUAAAUCAACAAGAACCGUGGUAAUGGCAAGCAAUAAUACAGCUAUCAGACACAGAUGGACGAUGCUUGCAAGGAAAUUCGACCUCAUGUUCCAGAAGAGAGCCUUCGUUCAUCAUUACGUAGGCGAAGGUAUGGAGGAAGGCUUCUUUCAGGAAGCUCGUGACAACAUGGCGGCUUUGGUCGACGAUUAUAGAGAGGUCGAGAGGUGA
Habropoda laboriosa is the source of this 1317-nucleotide messenger RNA. RefSeq names its product tubulin alpha chain-like. Gene Ontology annotation, molecular function: GTP binding; structural constituent of cytoskeleton. The record is from RefSeq and is a predicted model, not a curated record. The coding region runs from base 1 to 1317 and encodes 438 amino acids. Gene Ontology annotation, biological process: mitotic cell cycle; microtubule cytoskeleton organization. The transcript has 6 exons. Lineage: Eukaryota; Metazoa; Arthropoda; Insecta; Hymenoptera; Apidae. Gene Ontology annotation, cellular component: cytoplasm; microtubule.